Molecule: messenger RNA, 1001 nt
Organism: Penaeus vannamei (Pacific white shrimp)
Lineage: Eukaryota; Metazoa; Arthropoda; Malacostraca; Decapoda; Penaeidae
Cellular component (GO): mitochondrion
Molecular function (GO): glycine N-acyltransferase activity
Source: RefSeq, a predicted model, not a curated record
GGCGGAGACUACUUAAUUCACAAACGGUGACCGCGCGCCUUCAAGGAAGCUUCAAUUUCGCUUUAGACUGUCGCGACGAAAUCAAAGAUGGCGGAGGAGCCUUUCGUUGCUGCCGAAAAUCUGCUUCUUUUGGCCGAAAAAAUUCAAGGGGAUUUCCCUUACUCUGCCUCGGUGUACAAUAGUCUGCUGUUCCACGCUCGCAACCACGCGAGGUCCUUCAAAUUCCACACGCUGAGAAGUCGUCCUGAGUCCCAUGUUAUUUUGUGGACUAACGAGGACAAAUCCGAAAUAGGCGUUCAUGCCAAACCCGACGAAAUCCCUCUACUGAAGGAGGCGCUGACGAAGACCAGACUCUUAGCGUGGCAAUCGGGUCGUCGUCUCUGCAUUUAUAACGUGCAAGAUUACCUGACGGAGACAGUGCAGGACGUGGCGACGAGCAAGCUGGGGGCGCCAUUGUUGCUCGGGUCUGUUUAUACCUUCGUGAGGGAGGUCGAGAAAUUUCCUACACUGAGGAGCAGCGCCGGCCUCCGCGUGUGCAAGCUGGGUCGCGUCGGCGUCGCCCACAUGCUGGCCACGAGCAAGCACCACACGCACCGCGACGUGGACGAGAUCCUCCAGCUGGCUCGGGGUUCCUCCUCCGCCGGCGUGUACGAGGACGAGGGCGCUUCGCAGGACUCGCUGGUGGACGCGGACGCCAUGCCCUCAGGCCCGCAGGAUCGGAAGCCCCUGGCGUGGGUGACGUGCCUUCAGUACGGCGCCCUGGCAGCCCUCAUGACGGAGCCGGAGCAGCGACGGAGGGGCCUCGCUCAGCUGGUGGUGGAGGCGGCGGGGAGGGGCAUGGCCGGCCAGGGCUACGUCCCCCACGCCUAUGUGGAGAAGGAUAACGAGCCGUCCUUCAGGAUGUUCAGCAGGAUGGCCGGAUGGCGCAGGGCUCAUGACGCCAUCUUUAUGCAUACGUAGGGAGGGCGCUUUCGUUCUGUCUCCCUGCCUCUCUCUCUCUC